CAUUGUCAGCUAAUUUAAUUUUUGGUUGAACUACACCUUUAAAUAUCUAAUCAAAUACGUUUUGUUUCCUUUCAUCCUCUUAGACUUUCACCCUGUUCUGGUGCUGUGGAAAGAUUCUGGAUCUCUCUGGACAAAUGUUGCAGCAGUUAUCACAGUCUAAUGCGUGUGAUGGGAGAAUGGCUACCCCCUUCCCGUGCCAGCCUGGUUGGUACAGUCCGCACCUCAGUCAAUGGUGUUUUAAACCCUCGAUGUUACUAGAAUGUGCCUUUUAGAGCGAGGGAGGGGGUUUAUGCUCACAGAGCCGUGGUCAUUACAGCAGUACAGCAUCAUCACCUUCUGCGUGCAGCAUCUCAGACAGACUAGAGCUCUGAAGACCGGCGCAAAGUCUUUUUUAAGUAGGCCAAAUAAGAUUCAAAACUGAGACCAUGACACAGGGCAAGGUUUCAGUGACAAACAAGUCAAACAAUGGUUCGGAUGUUCAGCCGAUGGCCUCAGCUCCUCCAAGUUAUGAGGAGGCAACUGCUAGUGGAAGCCCUUGUUAUAGUGGCUCUUAUCCUGGAGAUAGCGAGAUGCUCACAGAAUUCAGCUGGGACGACCAAAACAUCAGGAGGAUAUUCAUCCGCAAGGUGUACACCAUCCUCAUGCUCCAGCUAUCUGUCACAUUAGCCUUUGUAGCUGUUUUCAUUUUCUGUGAACCUGUGAAAUAUUACGUACAGUCCAACCCUGGCUUGUACUGGGCUUCAUAUGUAGUGUUUUUUGUCACAUAUCUGACCCUAUCCUGUUGCCGUGGACCCCGGAGGCAGUUCCCAUGGAAUCUGAUUCUGCUCAUUAUUUUUACUCUGUCUCUUUCGUACAUGACAGGAAUGCUGUCCAGCUACUACAACACUAAAUCUGUCAUCAUCUGCCUGGGUAUUACUGUCUUGGUGUGCCUUGUCAUUACCAUCUUUAGUUUCCAAACCAAGAUUGAUAUUACUUCAUACCAAGGUGUGCUGCUAGUUUUCUGCACAGUAUUGUUUAUUUGUGGACUUGUCCUGGCGGUUAUCCUUCCCUUCGGAUAUGUUCCAUGGUUGCAUGCUGUCUAUGCUGCCUUGGGAGCAAUACUGUUUUGCAUGUUCCUGGCGUUUGACACACAGAUGCUGAUGGGGAAAAAGCAAUACACCAUAAGUCCUGAGGAACACAUCUUUGCCACCCUCAGCCUAUACCUGGACAUUGUUUACAUCUUCUCUUUCUUCCUCCAGUUGUUUGGCACUCCAGAGCGGGAGUGAAUGUGCUGUUAACCUGAAGUCUUCCGUCUGUCUCUCUGAACUGAGUGACCGUGUCCUUCCAGCAUGAUGUGGAUCUUCGGUGCAUGCUGUCGUGUUUAAGCUCACCUUAGCUUUUUACGAUGUGCCAUGCGUUUGUCCUGUAGCGUGAAGGAGGUCUCGCAUAUACAUUGCUUUUGUACACCGGUAAAACUUUAACAGCAUUCAGCUAGUUUUACGAAUGGUGCCAUAGAAAACAAAACAGAAAAUAUUAAAUGCACUGGUGUCAACUGUGAAAGCUACACGAUGUCAUUAGCAGUAAAAGUGCAUGAAAUAUUAGAGCAUUAGAUUGAAGUGGAUAUCUCCAUCGUUGUCCGCCGGAUUCCUCUUUGUGUCUGAAAAAGUUUCAUAUGUGAUAUUGCAGCAUGAGGACAGUUUAACAAGUUAUUCUGAGAUACUAGAUAUUGUGAUGAAUAUUUUCAUAACUUAGUGUUAAGUUUUUUGAAUCGCUGGCUGGGUUUUAGGAGUGCACAUAAGAAUCAAAGUGACAUUUACAUUUCUGUAUGAAUUGCAAAUUAGAUUUAAAUAAUCAGUGCUUUCAUUUGAAUUAACUUAAUAUUUUAUAGGAAUUUUCUACUUUGAUUUUCGCUGCCAUCGUAAGGUCAGCUUGAUUGAGAUAUGCUUUGUGAGCAUUAUUUAUUUAUUUUCAGCAUAACUUAUUUAUACAUUAUUUAUUAAUGUAUGCCAUAGCACAGAUCUAUUUUUUGAAGAAAAUGAGUCGUGAAUGAUUUUGGAUGUGUACACAAAUUUGCAAUGUUCACAAAAAAAGUGCAAAAUCACUGUGGCUGGAUUUAAACAGAAUGCUACAUAUGACCAUUGUUUCCUGUGUGUGGCCUUUACAGUAGUAGUAUCUACAGACAAUGUGUGACCAAUAAAUGAUAUUUAUUGAAA
Molecule: messenger RNA, 2192 nt
Organism: Puntigrus tetrazona (Sumatra barb)
Lineage: Eukaryota; Metazoa; Chordata; Actinopteri; Cypriniformes; Cyprinidae
Product: protein lifeguard 2-like
Exons: 12
Coding region: 426-1265 (279 amino acids)
Biological process (GO): negative regulation of apoptotic signaling pathway
Cellular component (GO): Golgi apparatus; membrane; endoplasmic reticulum
Source: RefSeq, a predicted model, not a curated record